UUAAAUCUGAUUAGCAGUGUUCCGCAUUCUAGGAAUGCGGAACACUGCCAAUUUACCGUUGGGAGCUGGUCUCCCAACGGUAAAUUAAAUGCGUUCCGCAUUCAUGGAAUGCGGAACGCAUUUAAUUGGCCGUUGGGAGACCAGCUCCCAACGGUGAGGCUGCCUAUAAAAGGGAUGGGGGGUUUUUGAUUUGUAAGAAAAAAUAGUUACUAAAUCAAAGAAAAAAAAUGAGAGUAGAGGGGAGAAAAAAAAGUAGUUUCGAGGUUAUAUUUUGAAAAAUAUUUCGGGAAAAAGUUGGAAGAAGUUAUAUUUCGGAGCUAAACGGAUCUAUUCGUGAAGUGUUAUAUUUUUUAUUCGAUAUUUAUUUAAAGGACUACAAGAGAAAUGACGAGUCCAAAUAUAUCUUUGUUGAUAUGGUGUGAUGGCCGUAUUGUGAGUUCUCCGUGUGGAAUAGAAUACCACGGGGGUCGUCCGGUUAAUAUGGCGCUUAGCGAGAGAAUGAGUUUCGAGGAAUUACAAAAUAUUUGUAGAAGAGCAGUUUCUACCGACGGGGAAGUAGAAAUUUCAAAAAUCUACUUCCGGCUUCCAAGAAUAGUUGAGGGUGCGAUACGGUCGUACUCGUUGUUUUCUGUGGAGAAUAACGAGCAUGUGUUUGGAAUUCUGAACGAGGUCGUGCGGUAUCCGCAACUCGAGAUUUUGGAAUUGUACGUGGAAUACGAGGCCGUGGUUCGCAACAAGACUUUACUAGAUCAGUUGGUCUUAGGUGAUUCAAGCGGGUCUGAGAGGGGUAGUGGUGAAGAGGAAGAAGAGGAAGAAGAGGAUUUCUACGACAGCAACGAAGAGGAUGUCGAGGAAGACUUAGGAGCAGAUUCACAAUAUGAGUCGCAACUUCCUGAGCAUGUAAGAACGGCGGAUCUUUGCGACUUUGACGUCGCCCCAGAGGAUGAUGAAAAGAUUAUGUGGGAUCCUGGGAUGGAAUUCCGAGUAGGGAUGGUAUUCCCAAAUCGCGAUGCCGUCCGAGCUUGUGCGACUACUUAUUCGGUCGGGGUGGGAAGAGAGUUCAAGGGUCGCCGGACUACCAACUCGACAAUAGUGUUGGCUUGCAGGCAGAACCCUGUAUGUAAAUGGUGGCUGCGCGCUACACUUCUGCAAGCAACUCAGACGUGGACGUUGACAAAAUAUAUUGGCCCGCACACGUGCAAUCAGCUGUUACCUGAUCCAAACCAUCGGAAUUUUGGGUCUGUUGCAAUCGCAGACUAUAUCAAGGGUCAAGUAAAGCUGCAACGUGAUAUACGGAUCGAUACCCUCAGAGCUGGAAUUUGGCAACAACUUGGAGUUAGGCCUCCGUAUAAACGAACCUGGAAUGCAAAGGAAAAGGCAAUAGCUGAUGUUUACGGUGGCUGGUAUGAAUCAUUUGGUAUGGUUCACAAGUUCAUGAACGAGAUGAUGCAUGUCAACCCUGGAUCUUUCUGGGAUGCAGAAGGCGCUGAGGUGUACACCGACGGGAUCCUUCAGCCGAAAGUCGUAACGUUCAUCCGAAUGUUCUGGACUUUCAAACCGACAAUUGAAGGGUUUCGUUUUUGCAAGCCAGUUUUGUUCGUCGACGGUACUCAUUUGUAUGGCAAAUACAAAAUGACCUUGUUGAUCGCGUCGGCAAUCGAUGGUACCCAGACAGUUUCACUCGAUCACAGACAGCUCGCGGCACCGACGAGAGACUCACGGUUUGAGGGUACAGAGACCGAGGACUCGUAG
Mercurialis annua (annual mercury) is the source of this 1752-nucleotide messenger RNA. RefSeq lists its product as uncharacterized. The record is from RefSeq and is a predicted model, not a curated record. NCBI's taxonomy places the organism in Eukaryota, Viridiplantae, Streptophyta, Magnoliopsida, Malpighiales, Euphorbiaceae. The coding region runs from base 385 to 1752 and encodes 455 amino acids. The transcript is spliced from 3 exons.